This is a messenger RNA of Perca flavescens (yellow perch), 2222 nucleotides long. It is a transcript of the gene mfsd8l1, whose product is annotated as major facilitator superfamily domain containing 8-like 1. The record is from RefSeq and is a predicted model, not a curated record. The transcript is spliced from 12 exons. Gene Ontology annotation, biological process: transmembrane transport. Gene Ontology annotation, molecular function: transmembrane transporter activity. Bases 382 to 1911 code for a protein of 509 amino acids. NCBI's taxonomy places the organism in Eukaryota, Metazoa, Chordata, Actinopteri, Perciformes, Percidae.
GUGAUGUAGGUUGAACUAAACUCCCGGGGACGCUCUUGAGCAUUGAGCAAUGUUUGCGAGUUGGAGCUGGUGCUUAAAAAGCAAGCUGCUCAGCGAGUUCACUGCGCUUCACGGACCUAAACUAGCGUCGUGCACACUCAGUGUAGAGAUAUGUAGAACAAUACGCACUCCUAUUUAAAGUUGUUUCUUUUCAUUCUGGCUGUAGAUGGGCUUGGUGAUAUGUCCUUGCAUUCGGCUCUAAUUGGAAGCACCGCACUCGGAAUUAUGUCAUCUGUGGUGUUUUUUUAGAGCGACUUGAAUGAGCAUGUAUCUUGAAGCAUAAUGAAGGCGACAAGUCUGUCAGUUUCAAGUAUAGAAAGCGGUUUAUAAUAGCCAAACGUGAUGGAUAAUCGACUGAAGAGGAAGCUGACGUUCUUCACCAUUGGGCUCAUAUUUCUUCUUAGCGGUGUGGAAUAUGCUGUAAUAUUGCCCACAAUAUGGAUGUACUUGCAAACUUUGGAUGCAGCGCCUUACUUUCUGGGCUUGGCCCUGUCUGCAUUCAGCUUGACUGGCCUCCUGUCGGGACCGCUGUUUGGCCACUGGUCCGACAGAACACAGACCACCAAGAAAAUCAUUUUGUUUGCCAACUUUUUUGAGUUAAUUGGUAAUUUUAUGUACUUUAUAGGCUACUCCAAAUGGCUGUUACUGUCAAGCAGACUGGUGGCAGGCAUGGGCACAGGUGCUGGCUCAUCUAUCUUUGGCUUCCUGACCAGAAACACUGCCCCCGAGGACCGUGCCACUGUGUUUGCUAGUGUCAUGGCAUGUCGACAAGCUGGCCUUCUGAUUGGUCCAGCAUGUAACAUCUUCCUGAGGCUGUGUGAUUUCCACCUGGGUCCUCUCGUGGUCAAUAAAUAUACGGCGCCAGGGUUGUUCAUGUGCCUGCUCUGGACUGUGCUUCAACUGGUGGUGAUCUUCAUGUACUGGGAUCUACCGCCUCUAGAGAACAGGAAGUCCAAUGAGAGUUCACCAGGCCAGAGCAUUGAGGAGGAGGAGGAGGAGGAGGACGAUGACGACGACGACGAGCGAGGGCUGGUGGAAGAGGACAAUGACGAGGAAAGGCCGCUGAUGGGGUCCCAGGAGGUGGGGUGGUCCUACGGCUCGGUCGAGGUAUCCAAACCACCCAGUUUGGAGGUCUCUGCUGCCUCAAAUACCACGCUAAAUCAGAUCUCUCCUUCUCCCUCGCCCGGGCUACCAGAGUCCUAUGAGUCUUUCUGUUCCUUGAAGACUUUCAUAUCCCGAGAGUUCCUGAGAGAAGAAGUGGUCGUGCUGCUGGCUGCUCAGUUCAUCACCCUCUUCAAUCAGACAGCGCUGGAGACCAUGGUGACCCCGAUGACCCAGAAGUACUUUGGUUACGGGGAGCUGGAGAACAGCGUGAUGUACUGUCUCUGCGGUGUGGAGGUGAUCGCUGGCUUUCUAUUUGUGUACUGGCUGAGCCAGCGUGUUGCUGAGCGAGUGGUCCUGGCCAUCGGUCUGACCAUCUGCAACGUCUCUGCUGUCUGGUGCCUCAUCUUCCUGGCUAACCCACUAGGUGGCUUCCCAUGGCGGCUGACUGAGUUCAUCAUUGGGGUGUUUCUGCAGGUUUUGGGUUUGCCAUUUGUAGCUGUCGCUCAGGUUUCCCUCUUCUCCAAAGUUACUGCUGUGGAAACACAAGGUUUCAGUCAGGGAGUGCGUCGCUCAGUGGGCGGUCUAGCUACCAUCAUGGGCCCUCUGUGGGCUGGUGGCCUUACAGAGAACAUGUACAUCAUGAUUGGGGUGAUGAUGGCACUGCUGGCACUGCUAACGUUGAUGCUGGCUUUCUCAUACGAGCGGCUGGUUGCACCCGCUGCAGUGGACGAGUCGGACGAGUCGGACGAGUUGGUCAGCUCUGGCUAAUCCACCAGAUGGACUAUGCAAUGAAAGUGGAUGUGGAAGGGAGAUUCCCUGUCUUGCAUCUUACUGUCCCUCCACACUUUCAAUUUCUGCAAAAUAUAGGACUUGUCAGCUUUGUGUGCAGAGGCUGAUCAAAGCACUGUUAUGGUGUACAGUAUAUGUUCAUUUCCCAUGGAAAUAUGGAAUCCUGCUGGCACCGCGAGUCCAAUCUUUGGAUGAAAGCCGAUUCCGUAAUUUUGUGUUCUGCAGAGUACCAACUACACUUUGGUGCAUCACACAUUCUGCCAUUAAUAAACAUGCCAAGUCGUUGUGGA